This is a messenger RNA of Propithecus coquereli (Coquerel's sifaka), 2175 nucleotides long. RefSeq names its product coenzyme Q5 homolog, methyltransferase (S. cerevisiae) (gene COQ5). Gene Ontology annotation, biological process: ubiquinone biosynthetic process. The record is from RefSeq and is a predicted model, not a curated record. The transcript has 6 exons. Gene Ontology annotation, molecular function: methyltransferase activity. NCBI's taxonomy places the organism in Eukaryota, Metazoa, Chordata, Mammalia, Primates, Indriidae.
CUCUGGCGGCUGUCCUCCCAUUGUCAAGAUGGCGCCCCCCAGGAGCUUCGCUUUGUGGAGCUACUGCGGCCGUGGAUGGUCGCGGGCGAUGCGGAGCUGCCAGCUCCCUGGGCUUCGUAGCUCCUGGCCCCGGGGUCCACUGGGUGUGCGGCUCUUGUCCCAAGAGAAACCGACCACGGAAACGCACUUCGGGUUUGAGACUGUGUCGGAGGAGGAGAAGGGGGGCAAAGUGCUGAAAUGAGUAGAAACUUCCAUUUUCAAACACUCAUCCACUCCUGUACCUUUGUUGUUCCUUUUGGUUUAGGAAAUACUAUUUCUUCCUUUGUGUUUUUCUUUUCAUCUGCAUCUUUCCUCCUGUUGGUUUCCUACAGGUGACAUUGCAUUCCGGUUCCUUAAUUAUGUUCAGGCACAGCAUCAGAGAAAGCAGAAGAGGCAGUUAAGGGCUCAGCAAAAUUUGUCCUGGGAAGAAAUUGCCAAAAAAUACCAGAAUGAAGAGGAUUCCUUGGGUGGUUCCCACGUCAUGGUCUGUGACAUCAACAAGGAAAUGCUAAAGGUGGGAAGGCAGAAAGCCUUUGCUCAAGGACACAAAGCUGGACUCACAUGGGUGUUGGGAGAUGCUGAAGAACUGCCCUUUGACGAUGACAAGUUUGAUAUUUACACCAUAGCCUUCGGGAUCCGGAAUGUCACACACAUUGAUCAGGCACUCCAGGAAGCCCAUCGGGUCCUGAAACCAGGAGGACGGUUUCUCUGCCUGGAGUUUAGCCAAGUGAACAAUCCCCUCAUAUCCAGGCUUUAUGAUCUAUAUAGCUUCCAGGUCAUUCCUGUCCUGGGAGAGGUCAUUGCAGGAGACUGGAAGUCCUAUCAGUACCUCGUAGAGAGUAUCCGAAGGUUCCCAUCUCAGGAAGAGUUCAAGGAGAUGAUAGAAGAUGCAGGUUUCCACAAGGUGACUUACGAAAGUCUAACAUCAGGCAUUGUGGCCAUUCAUUCUGGCUUCAAACUUUAACUCCUUUCCUAUCCUGGAGCGUGAACCAGUCACAUCCUGUUGAAAGCCUGGAACUGAAGGAUAAUCUGGCAAAUGAGACAGCAGUAGAGCAUCUCCUCUUAAGGAUAUGUGCCUUGGACUCAUGUUCUGAAGUGACCAAUCUCAAAGCAGAAGAAACAAAUGCCUGUCACUUUUUGCAGCUUACAUUAGUUGCUGCAUCAGGCUUUCUCCCAGAGUUAUUUGGUCUGGUUUUUUGCUCGACUCCUGCUAAAUUUCUCUUGGCUGUGCAGUGUGUGGUUAAGGUAAAACCAGCACUAAAGCACAGUUUGGAAGUGUAUUUGUAGCUUCUCUACUUGUGCUGCCUUUCAGAGGGAUAAUGGAUCAUUGAUCCCAAUGAUGAUUUUAACCGGAAAACUGAACUAUACCUGAAUCAACCUUUCAGCCUAGGACUGAGUCUAGGGCCAAAAGCCAAGGCCCAAGUCAGAGGGCUAACAAUCACUACUAGAAUUGUGUGCUCAAUCAGUAAAUGAGUUUACAAUUUGGUGAUAUUUGCCAUUUUUUCUUGAGGAAAUACAUUUUUUUCCAUCAUUCUUUCAGUCAAUCAUCUUCUACCAAAGCUACUAUGUGACCUCAGUCUUAUCAUAACGAAAACCACUCACUAAAUCCUCAUUGGAAGAAUAACUGUACCAGCAAACUCUUGCUUUCAUGUCUUAUAUAGGGAGCUUUUUUGUCAAAAUACAUUUGAAGAAAAAGUUUUAUAGCAAAAAAAAAAAGUUUGAAAACUAUUUGUGUAGCCUAACCUCCAAUACUCAGGGACGGAGCUCGGCAGAGCUUGUCUCCUUACUACUGCCCACUGUUUGAUGUUAAAAUGAGGCCAUAAGUAUUUUGUGUAGAUGACACUUUAGGUUUUUAAGGGGCACAGUACAGGAUCAUUUAUAUACCUUCACUUAGCAAGAUCCUGCCCUCUCACUGAUAAGCUUCCAGAUACAACCAGCUGUAUACAACUCUCUCCAAAGAACAAUAGCUAAGAGCAUUUGAUAAAUGCUUAGAAAAACUUUUAGCUUACAUUUUUUCAGCCAGCUGGAGCCUAUUGGCCUUUGAAAUUAACAGGAAGGAGCAGGCACUGGAAGGAACUUCAUAAACCAACAACCCAGUCUUAUCUCCAUAGCAACGUGAUUUUCUCACAUCCGAAU